This is a messenger RNA of Morchella importuna, 1008 nucleotides long. RefSeq lists its product as uncharacterized. NCBI's taxonomy places the organism in Eukaryota, Fungi, Ascomycota, Pezizomycetes, Pezizales, Morchellaceae. The transcript has a single exon. The record is from RefSeq and is a predicted model, not a curated record. Bases 1 to 1008 code for a protein of 335 amino acids.
AUGUCCACCGCCCACAUCCCGCAGACGCUCCUCCACCCCGACACCGUGAACCUCGGCCGCCUCACCACCAACGCCAACCGGGCGCACUUGCACUCCCACGGCCCUCUCCCGCCGCGCCCACGCACCCCCGAGCGCCACACCGCUUACCACGCCUCCCUCACCGAGACCUGCCGCUUCACCAAAGGCUCCAACACCUCCCUCGCCCUGCACAACCUCCUCCGCCUCGCUGCCAGCACCGACAGCACCACCACCGCCACCCUGACCGCCCCACACGCCACCACCCAUGACCUCUCAAACUCCGACUCCUGGUUCCGCGAAGCCUGCCGCAACCCCGCCACCCGCCUGUGGCUACAAGAAACCAUCGAUCACGGCCGCGACGUCUACCUCAUUGUCGGUUACCGCACGGCCUCCCACGCCUCCCUCACCUCCAACGGUAGCAUCAAGCGCGCUUCUAAGUUCGCCGGCGGUGUGCGUGCGUUGCUGCCCCCAGGGCUACUUGGCGCGGCGGUGCCGGUACCCGAGUAUGCUGCCAGCCGAGAUGCGGGGAGUGGGCGGCAGCUGGCGUUUGCAGUGCUAUAUCGCAAGGUGAAGUUCAAGUGGCUGUCGUGCCGGAAGGUGCAGAAUAUGGACCUGGAGCAGGGGAAUCGGUGGAAGACGGUGUGGGACUGGAGGGGCGCGCGGAAGUUUGAGUGUGAUGAGGAUGAUGUAUUGGAGGCCGAAUUGACGGAUUUUAGUGAUUUUGAGGAUGAUGGAGAGGGGGCGGUGGAUGAUGAGAGGCGGGAGGGACAGGUGAAGGGGUCGACGGCUUAUGUGUCUAUAAACACGGCAGAAGAGGGCCAUUCUCAACUUGAUCAGUCGUCAGGGCAAACCUCUACCUGGAUUCGAUGGCCCACAACCACUGAGGCCGUCCGAGGAAUAGUCUUCACACUCAUCUAUCUGCUUGCUCGAUGGCUGGUUACAUACCACUGGCCGUUUGAAAGAGCGCGGACCGAGAAGAGCCUGACUUAA